Zophobas morio is the source of this 1821-nucleotide messenger RNA. RefSeq names its product juvenile hormone esterase-like. Bases 70 to 1767 code for a protein of 565 amino acids. Gene Ontology annotation, molecular function: serine hydrolase activity. The record is from RefSeq and is a predicted model, not a curated record. The transcript is spliced from 10 exons. NCBI's taxonomy places the organism in Eukaryota, Metazoa, Arthropoda, Insecta, Coleoptera, Tenebrionidae.
UGAUACUGCAAUAUCAGAUGUCGCCGGUUGAUAUAUGCUUAAACAGGUUAACCUUGUUUAAAAAUCAAAAUGAACAAGCUACUUUUACUGCUCAUUCUAACAUUUGGCCAAAUUCAUCUUUCGAAAUUGGAAGAUCCUCUAGUCGAGUUACCUAACGGAGAAAUUGUGGGACGCGAAGAUGUAACAGCUGAAAGCAAAACAUAUUAUGCUUUUGAAAAAAUUCCAUACGCGGCUCCUCCUGUUGGGGACUUGCGCUUCCAACCUCCUCAACCUGUCGAAAACUGGGAUGGAAUACUUAAUACCACCAACUUGGACAUAUCUUGUUAUCAACUUAAUAACCGUAUGAAAAUGCCUCCUCAACUAGGUCAGUCGGAAGACUGCCUCUUUCUCAACGUUUUCACCCCAAAGCUUCCUUCUCCUGAAGACGAAGAACUAUUACCUGUAAUGCUUUUUAUUCACGGGGGUGGUUUUGUUGGUGGAUCAGCCGGCAACAACCCACCUGAUCUUUUCAUCAACAAAGAUGUCAUAUUAGUUACGAUUAACUACAGGCUGGGUGUAUUUGGUUUCAUCUCGACUCAAGAUGACAUCAUUCCUGGAAAUAACGGUCUAAAAGAUCAACUGCAAGCCUUAAAAUGGACCAACCAAAAUAUUCAUCUAUUUGGUGGUGAUCCCGAAAGAGUUACCAUUUUUGGACAAAGUGCUGGUGCAGGUUCUGUGGCUCAUCUUACAUUAAACCAAAACGCUUUAGGUUUAUUCCAAGGAGCUAUAAUGGAAAGUGGUACCUCUUUGUGCACCGGCAUGUUCCAACGAAAUUCAAGGUCAAUAGCUUUUGGAACCGGAGCCAUUAUAGAUUCCACUUUUGAAACAAGCGAGGACUCACAAGCACUGUUAGAAUUGUUGCGAAGUGUGAGUGCUGAUGACUUAAACGCAGCAGCAACUGAGCACACUACUGCUAUUACCAACAGUUGGGACAACUUCUUAGAAGUAGGAAGCGUCUUUGCACCUGUGAUUGAGGCAAAAAAUCCAGAUGCGUUUAUAACUAAGAAAAUGUAUGGAUUGAUUAAAGCGGGCAAUGUGGUACCUGUGCCCAUUAUUUUGGGAUAUAACUCAGAAGAAAAACUUGGAAUGGCAGGAAGUCAAGAUGAAGUAGCCACAAUUGCAGCAAUACUAGACGAAAAUUUGGACUACCUAGUACCGGCUGAUAUGCAAAUUACCGAUUUAGAUAGUCGUACUGAAAUGGGAAGCAAAAUAAGAGAAAUAUACACCGGUGGAGAACCUUUUGGUGAUCAUUUGGGGGACACCGUCCGAUUUUCUAGCGACAAUUUCUUAUCGAGGUCGAUGGGUAAACACGCUGAGCUUUUCUCCCAGUCCGCUGCAACAUACUUCUACGAAUUUUCAUACCAAGGUAGUUUAGGUCCUGGACCAAGAGACGGUGAUGGUACCACUGGAGUAUCUCAUGGGGGAGAAAUGCAGUACUUGUUCUGCAGUGGUACCAGCUGUACUGAUGCAGAUGAAGCAGAUUUGUUGGAAAGAGAAAGAAUGAUCACCUUGUGGACAAAUUUUGCUAAAUAUCAAAAUCCGACGCCGGAACCAGUGGAACUGUUGCAAAAUAUUACAUGGACUCCAGUUUCUACAGACACUGGAGACUUCUUUUAUCUUAAUAUUGAUGCAGAUCUUGAGGUUGCCAAUCAUCCGAAAGGUGAAGCGUAUUUGAAGUGGUUGGAAUUGUAUGACAGUAUAGACUAUGAUGACUUUGACACUUUUUAAGAAAUUGAAACUGGAAUUUGUUUAUUACUAAAUAAAAAUACUAAUUAUAAGGAU